AUGCAGGGCUUCAACAUGGGGCGGUACUACCCGCCCGACGCUUCAAAUCCACCCACAUUUAACGCGUCGUCGCAUCCACUCGGCAAACGAGCGAACAAGAUAUCCCAAGGCAUCCUCACCGUGCGCUUCGAGCUGCCCUUCGCGGUAUGGUGCGACCACUGCAUCCCUCCUGCCAUCGUUGGUCAAGGCGUCCGCUUCAAUGCCGAGAAGAAGAAAGUCGGCAACUACUACAGCACGCCGAUAUGGAGUUUCCGGAUGAAGCACAGCGCGUGCGGCGGGUGGUGGGAGAUCAGGACCGACCCGAAGAACGCCGCAUACGUUGUCGUCGAGGGUGCGAAGAAAAGGGACUAUGGGCCGGAAGACAGCGGCGCGGAAGGUCAGGGCGACCUGAAGUUCUUGACAGAGGAGGAAAAGGCGCGGCGGCGGGAUGAUGCGUUCGCAAACCUUGAGGGGAAGAUGGAAGACAAAGUCUCGGAGAAGAAAAACAGGGAGCGCGUGGAAGAGCUGUAUGACCAGAGUGAGGUCUGGAAAGACCCUUACGACAACAACGCGCGCUUGCGCAAAGGUUUCCGGGAGAAGAGGAAGGUGUGGAAGAGAGAGGACAGACACAAGGCAGGCAUGCAAGACAAGUUCAGUCUCGGCCUUGAUAUUGUGGAUGAGACCGAGGCAGAUCGCAUGCGAGCGCGCAACAUUGAGUUCGGCGGUCCUGAUGCGGGUGAGCUGGAAAGGAGCGCGUGGAAACCUCUUUUUGACAACACCAAAACGAAAGAGACAAGUGCGUUAGUCACACGGUUCACAAGUUCAAAGUCUGUAAUCACGGCAGAGAAGAAUCGACAAGCAUUGCAGCAAGCCUUGGUCGGCAAUACCAAGGCUGCUAUCGAUCCUUUCUUGACGCGCAGAAACAGCGCAAAGUCGAAGCAGACACCGACGUUCAGCGCCCUUAAGAGGAAGCGGGACCCAGCCGAUGAUGCGGUUACGUCGAGAGAUGUACCGGCGACAGGGAUGUCCAACACCGUGCCGCUGGUACAGUACGAUUCUGAUUGA
This is a messenger RNA of Parastagonospora nodorum SN15, 1044 nucleotides long. RefSeq lists its product as hypothetical. The transcript has a single exon. Gene Ontology annotation, biological process: mRNA splicing, via spliceosome. Gene Ontology annotation, cellular component: U2-type spliceosomal complex; post-mRNA release spliceosomal complex. The coding region runs from base 1 to 1044 and encodes 347 amino acids. Lineage: Eukaryota; Fungi; Ascomycota; Dothideomycetes; Pleosporales; Phaeosphaeriaceae. The record is from RefSeq and is a predicted model, not a curated record.